Messenger RNA from Mesorhabditis belari, 1149 nucleotides. NCBI's taxonomy places the organism in Eukaryota, Metazoa, Nematoda, Chromadorea, Rhabditida, Rhabditidae. The record is from the annotation of a GenBank genome assembly.
AUGAGGCAAAUCUUCUGGUUGUGCCUUGUUUUACUCAUUUCUCUCAUUUUCCUGGUGUUUCUCUACGAUGAAACCGAAGAGCACGAGUCGAUUGAAAGACCGAAAAAGUUGAUUACAACAAAGUGCUCGAGUGGCAAAGAAAGUUUUGAUGAGAAAAAGCAGCCGACAAUCGAUCGAAACACAAUCGCCAUUUUAUUCAUCAACGAUUAUGAGAAGAGAAAUGAUCAGGAAUUUGAUUUAGCUCGCUCAACCGUCAUUUGCUAUGCUGGAGUGCAUGGGUAUCACUUUGAACUCUUCGAUCCACUCAUUCCCUCAAUAUCGGCUUUGUUUUGUCUGCAAAGAGAGAAACCCUUUCAAAUCCCUUGCAUUAUCGCCAAUUUCCUCGAAGCAUUUACAUUUGAAUGGGUUUUAUAUAUUGGUGCUGAUAUCGGUGUUAUCAAUCCUUUGUAUCGUCUCGAAUCUCUCAUCCCAAAUCAAGAUGUUCACCUCGUUUUCUAUUCCGAAUCUGAUCAAAAUCCGAUUUCAAAUCAAAGUUUUCUCGCAAAGAAUUCCCCUCGAUCCAUCAAUUUCCUAAGAAACUGGGCCGAUUUUCAAUUAAAACGCCCAGAUUUCCCCUUUGUCGACCUAGCACUUCCAAACGUCAUCUCGUCAUUUUUUCAUCCAGAAAUGAGAUCCAAUCAAUUGAUUUGUGAAAGAAUUCUGAAAACUGGACGUGCACUUGACUACACAGCUUGUAUGCAAGAAUUCAUCUUUUGGGCGACAACAUCGACUGAGUAUUAUGUUUAUGCAAAGGAACAAGGAUUCAUUCGUAAUGGCUCAUUAACCAAUAAUAAAUGGUCUCUAGAUGAUUUUCUGUUGAGUGGAUGGAGGAAAUGGAAAUAUGAAACCGAAUGGGAAUAUUCAUUGAUUAUCGAAUCUUUUCUUGUCCCUUGUCAAAGCAUUCAUCAAAUUGAUCAAUGGAAAUAUAAUUUUAGCUAUGUGAUAUCUCCGGAAACAAAGCUGAAAAUUCUCGAGAAACAUUCGAUGAAAGAGCUAGAGGAACACCGAAAAAUCAUCAAGAGACUCAAUUCAACAAAGAAAUUAGGGAAUUUGUUCGAGAUUUCGAAAAAUCCAUUCAAAUUCUUGCUUAAUAACUAUACUGGAAAUGAA